This is a messenger RNA of Plasmodium reichenowi, 3474 nucleotides long. Its product is annotated as histone acetyltransferase, putative. The record is from RefSeq and is a predicted model, not a curated record. The annotation marks the transcript as partial. Gene Ontology annotation, molecular function: tRNA binding; ATP binding; 18S rRNA cytidine N-acetyltransferase activity. Gene Ontology annotation, biological process: rRNA acetylation involved in maturation of SSU-rRNA. The transcript has a single exon. Lineage: Eukaryota; Apicomplexa; Aconoidasida; Haemosporida; Plasmodiidae. Gene Ontology annotation, cellular component: nucleolus; 90S preribosome.
AUGAAGAAAAAAGUAGAUAAUAGAAUAAAAAUAUUAAUAGAAAAUAAUAUUGCUCUUGGUCAGAGGAGCAUGUUUUUCGUUGUAGGUGAUGAAGGAAAGAAUGUGGUUGUAAAUUUUUAUUUUCUAUUAAAUCGUUUAAUUAAUCGAACACAUAAUAUAUUAUGGUGUUAUAAAAAGAAGUUAGAUUUUUCAACUAGUAAAAAAAAGAGAUAUCGUGAAAUGAAGAAGAAAAUAAAAAAGGGUACCUUUGAUCAAACUGUAGAUAAUAAUUUUGAUAUGUUUUUAAAAAAUGCAGACAUAAGAUUUUGUUUUUAUAAAGAGUCUAAAAAAGUAUUAGGAAAAACGUAUUCCAUAUGUAUAUUACAAGACUUCUCAUAUAUAACUCCUAACAUUUUAUGUAGAUGUUUAGAAACGGUUAUAGGAGGAGGAUUAAUAAUCUUUUUAAUAAAUAAACAAAACGAAUUAAAAGAUUUAUAUAAUUUAACUUUAAACUAUCAUAAAAAAUAUACAAUGAAUGGUAUAUGUAAUGUAUAUAAUAAUUAUAUACAUCGUUUUUUCUUAUCAUUGAAUAAAUGUGAAAAUGCCAUGUUUAUAGAUGAUGAAAUGAAUAUUUUACCGUUAAAUGAAAAUUAUUUAAAAAUUAAAAAAAUCACAUCUAAAGGGAGCGACGGAAAUUUUAUAGCAAAUCAUGUUACAAAAUUACAACAUAUAGAGGUUCAAAAGAAAGGAGAACAACAUGGUAGUAAUAUAAACAAUAAUGAUGAUGAUAAAUAUGAUGAUAAAUAUGAUGUUAAUGAUGAUAAUAAUAAUCAUUAUAAUAGUCGUCAUAUAAAAUCAGCCACCUUGGGAGGGUUUUUAUGCCCUGAUAAAGAUUUAUUACAAGAAAAAUUAAAACUUCUAGAAAGCAUAUGUGAAGAAAAUGAAAAAAAAAAAGAAGAAGAAAAAAUAUUUUUAUAUUCUUCAAAAUUUAGUAGAAAUGACACAUGUACAAAAGUAAACAAAAGUGGAGAUAUACAUACUAGUGAUAAUAAAUAUACACGUGAUACAUAUGAAACGUAUGAUAGUGUUACAAAUACCAGCACAACGGCAAACACUUACAAUAAUCAUAUUUCUAAAAAAACGAAAAAAAAGGAGGUAUACAGUUUUUUAGAUAGGAAUAUAAUGAAUUUAUUAAAUAUUUGUUUAAGUCUUGAUCAAUUAGAAGUUCUUUUAAAUAUGUGUAAAAUAUUAAGAAAUGAUGAAGAGAAGAAAAAAAAUAUUAAAGAAGUUCUUUUUAAUUUAUUAGCAAAUCGUGGUAGAGGUAAGUCAGCUACGUUAGGAUUAUUGCUCUCUUUAAGUAUAUAUUUUAAUUAUAGUAAUAUAAUAAUAUGUUCUGGGAAUAAUGAAGGUGUACAAACUAUUUAUGAUUUCUUAGACAAAGGAUUACAUAUUUUAGGUUUUAAUGAAUUUAAAGAUUAUGAAAAAAUAUAUGAUAUGGGUAAAAUCAAAGAAAUUGUAAUUUUUAAAAAUAUGAAAUAUUUAAAACAAAGAAUACGUUUCUUUGACAUUAUUGAAGAAGAUAUAUUAAAUUCAGAACUAAUGAUUAUUGAUGAAGCUGCAUGUAUUCCUAUAGAUAUUUUAAAAAAGAAAAUAAAAGGAGAAAUUACUAUAUUGUCAACAACAUUAAAUGGAUAUGAAGGUACAGGAAAAACAUUUACAUUUAAAUUAUUAAAACAAUUAAAAAAAAAAUUUAUAACACAAUUAUCAUAUGAAGAAUUUAAAAAUAUGAAUUUCUUAUAUUUUGAUAAAGCAUAUAUAGAUUUAACCUUAACAAAUCCUAUACGAUAUAGUUAUAAUGAUCAGGUAGAAAAAUGGCUAAAUGAUUUCCUAUGUCUAAAUUGUAAUGAACCUACAAAUAUAAAAGAAAAUAUCUGCUCCCCAUCAAAUUGUGAACUAUAUUUUGUAAAUAAAAAUAUUUUUAAAAAUUAUAAUAGAACUAGUGAAAUAUUAUUAAAAAAAAUUAUGACAUUAUUUAUAACAUCUCAUUAUAAAAAUACACCCAAUGAUAUUAUUAUGAUAUUGGAUUCGCAACAGCACCAUUUAUUUAUUUUAAUAAAUAAAAAUAAUCAUAAUAAUAAUCAUAAUAUAUUGGAAGAUCAAAUUGAUGAACUAGAUAUAUAUGGAGUUUUACAUUGUGCAAUAGAUGGUAUCAUAAAUAAUGGAAACAUCAAGAAAUCUGUAAAAUUAGAAGAUAUUAUUCAUUUAGUAAAAGAUAAUAAUACACAAAAUGAGAAUCCUACAUUGGAUACAAAGGAAAUAAACGAUUCAAUGGAUCAAAAAUUGGAAAAGAAAGAAAAUAUGAACCAUCUAAAUAGUGAUAAUCAAAAAAAUUGUGAUAAUAAUAAAGAACUUUUAAUAAAUGAAUAUGAAGGGAAUUUAAUUCCUUAUAUUAUUAGUGAUUAUUUUAAUUAUUAUUUUUAUAAUUAUAUCGGUAUACGUAUUGUACGUAUAUCUAUCCAUCCAUCUAUGCAAAACCUAAAUUAUGGAUCUGAAUUCUUAAAAAAACUUUGUAAUUAUUACAAUGAAUAUAAUUCAAAACAAAGACACGACAAUAACACAAAACAAAAAAUUAAAAUAAAUAAUAAUGAUGGUAAUAAUAUUGAUGGUAAUAAUAUUGAUGAUAAUGUGAAAAACAGUGAAAAUGUCAUAUUAUUUAAUUGUAGUGGGAAAAAUAUUUAUUUUGAUAAGAAAUUAAAACAGAUUGAUUAUAUUGGUACAUGCUUUGGAUUAACCAAAGGAUUAUUAAUCUUCUGGCAAAAAAAUAAAUUUAUCCCUGUUUUUUUAAAACAACAAAAAAAUGAAAUAACAGGUGAAUUUAGUGUUCUUAUGUUAAAACAUCUAAAUGAAGAUCUUAAACAUAUCAUAGCAAAUUUUUAUACUGAUUUUGUUAGAAGUGUUACCAAACUCUUACCAUAUUCAUUUAAAUAUAUGGAGUCCUUUAUUGUUUUUAAUUUAUUACAUAAUAAUAAUUAUUCUAUACCUUUAAAACAAGAUGAUGCUUCUAUAAUAGUUAACGAUCAUAAUAACACAAAUCAUACAUAUAACCAUAAUAUACAUAUAAAAAAUAAUCUUCAUAAUAAUCAUUUUUAUUAUGAUAAUUAUGAAGAUCAACAUUUAUCCUUUUAUAAUAAUAAUCUCAUCAAUCAAGAAACCAUUUUCUACUUUUUUCAUACGAAUGAUAUAUGUAGAUUAAAAAGAUUCGUUUUAGAAGGAAGAAAUUUCUAUGAAAUCCUAUAUCUAUUAUCUACAAUAGCAAACUUAAUAUUAUUUAAAAAAGUAAAAAUAGAUUUGAGCUUUUUAGAAUAUACCAUAUUAUAUGCUGUAGCAUUUCAAAAAAAAACACCUAAAGAAAUAUCAGAUGAAAUCAAAAUUAACGUAAAUCAAACAAAUGCAAUCUUUAGAAAAAUAAUACACCGAUUUUAUAAUUACAUCAAG